Messenger RNA from Candidozyma duobushaemuli, 819 nucleotides. RefSeq names its product U2-type spliceosomal complex subunit. NCBI's taxonomy places the organism in Eukaryota, Fungi, Ascomycota, Pichiomycetes, Serinales, Metschnikowiaceae. Gene Ontology annotation, cellular component: spliceosomal complex. The transcript has a single exon. The record is from RefSeq and is a predicted model, not a curated record. The coding region runs from base 1 to 819 and encodes 272 amino acids. Gene Ontology annotation, biological process: spliceosomal complex disassembly.
AUGGAGCUAGAUAAGCUCGACCUCUACGCCGAAUUGGGUGUCGUGGAAAACGCCUCCGACCGUGAAAUCGUCGUAGCUUACAGGAAAAAAGCACUCAAGUACCAUCCGGACAAAAAUCCCCUGGAACUGGCAAAGCAGAAGUUCCAGCAUCUCACGGCUGUCUAUGCUGUGCUCAGUGAUCUGAAGCUACGAGAGCAGUAUGAGCUGUUGAGAAAGGGGACGCAGAUUAAUGAAGACAGGCUCAGUGAUGAUGUGAAACGGUUUCGGGACCAGCUUCGACGGGCCGAGAAACAGCACGCCAGAAUGUAUGAGGACGCCGGCUUGAGGGAGCAGAAGAUACAGCUUCUACAAAAAGAGGCCCAGGAUCUCCGAUACCAGUUUGAGCGAGAACGCAGUGUUGACAAGUUUGGCUACGUGAGCUAUAAAGACUUGGACUUCUCCGGCAGAUUUACCACCCUAGCGUUCAACAAGGAGGAGGACCGAGAGGUGGAGGUCAAGUGGAAGCUUCGAGAAGAGCCCGAGGCCCAGAUUGACGCCAGCACACUUUGUGAAAUCAUGGCCGUGUUUGGCGCCGUGGAAAGUGCAAAAAUAGGCGAGACCCGAAAUGGCUACGUCUAUGGAUGCGUCGUAUACGAGCUAUGCGACGGCGCAGAGGCGGCCGCAGCACACGACUACAAGCAACGAGCCCGGCGGUGGGAAAACACCAAGGUCCGGAAGCUAGCGUCGCUUCUACGAGGAUGCAAGCGAGAGCGCAGAGCAGAGCCACUCAGCAGCUAUGCUGCGCUCGUGUUGGAGCAGUUGACAGGACAGGUUAUGUGA